GGGUGCAUGAAAAGGUUAAAAAAAAUUUUAACGUAUGUAAUCGUCUAGUCAUGUGUUAAAUGGUGUCUUUAUGACCUUCAUUGCAUUGUAUUUCAUGACUCUUUGGUACAAAAAUGUGCAUUUUACAGGAGGAACUGAAGAUUAAAACGCUUAAUUACUCGGUGCUCAUGGAAGAGCUGAUGAAGAACGAAGAAAUGGAGCAGGCGCAAAAACUUGAAGAAAUGUCUGCACAGAUGAAGAGAAUGGCCGAAGACCUGCAGAACUUUGAGAAAGACGUCGAACUGUUCCAGGAGAGCUAUGAGAACAUUCUGGCAGACGACAAAGCUCAGGACAAAGACUUCAGGAAGGAGUUUUCCAAUCUGCACAAAGCUCAUGUUGAUCAGCUGUAUAAACUGUUCAAGCGAAGGCCCAG
Messenger RNA from Hippocampus comes (tiger tail seahorse), 412 nucleotides. Its product is annotated as cilia- and flagella-associated protein 43-like. The transcript has 3 exons. The record is from RefSeq and is a predicted model, not a curated record. NCBI's taxonomy places the organism in Eukaryota, Metazoa, Chordata, Actinopteri, Syngnathiformes, Syngnathidae. Gene Ontology annotation, biological process: sperm axoneme assembly; cilium assembly. The annotation marks the transcript as partial. Gene Ontology annotation, cellular component: axoneme.